ACACUCAAUCCUUCUCUGUUGGUCCGUCACUCUCUCCUGCGACAGCAACACUUUUGACUUGCUCUCUCUUCUCUUUGCCUCUUUGUCUUUUACAGCUCGAAUCUUUUAGAAUUAGAAAUGGAAGACGACGUUGCAGCUUUGGUUGUUGAUAACGGAUCCGGUAUGUGCAAAGCCGGUUUCGCUGGAGACGAUGCUCCCCGAGCUGUUUUCCCCUCUAUCGUUGGACGCCCUCGUCAUCAGGGUGUCAUGGUCGGUAUGGGACAGAAGGACUCCUAUGUUGGAGACGAGGCUCAGAGCAAGAGAGGUAUCCUAACCCUCAAAUACCCCAUCGAGCACGGUAUUGUCACCAACUGGGAUGACAUGGAGAAGAUCUGGCAUCAUACCUUCUACAACGAGCUCCGUGUUGCUCCCGAGGAGCACCCCGUUCUCCUUACCGAGGCUCCACUCAACCCUAAAGCCAACCGUGAGAAAAUGACCCAGAUCAUGUUUGAGACCUUCAACACUCCAGCUAUGUACGUUGCCAUCCAGGCUGUUCUGUCUCUCUAUGCUCCUCCUGAGCGUAAGUACAGCGUAUGGAUUGGAGGUUCCAUCUUGGCUUCUUUGUCCACCUUCCAACAAAUGUGGAUCUCCAAGCAGGAGUAUGAUGAAUCAGGUCCAUCCAUUGUUCACCGCAAGUGCUUCUAGAGAGGGCCAGCAACUCUUAGUUUCCAUGCAUUUAACUUAUAUAAAACUUUCUUCAUUUUACUUUUAAGACAAUAGAGUGUGAUUUUCUUUGAUUUAGAUCUCCUGUACCUAUUAUUAUUAAUUAUUAUUAUUAUUCUUGUGUCCAGGCUAUUAGAAAUGCAUACAUUUUUUUGUAUUGUAGCCAUUUUAAAAGUUUGUUAAAAUUUAA
Amphimedon queenslandica is the source of this 892-nucleotide messenger RNA. Its product is annotated as actin, cytoplasmic 1. The record is from RefSeq and is a predicted model, not a curated record. Bases 118 to 684 code for a protein of 188 amino acids. The transcript is spliced from 3 exons. NCBI's taxonomy places the organism in Eukaryota, Metazoa, Porifera, Demospongiae, Haplosclerida, Niphatidae.